Messenger RNA from Knipowitschia caucasica, 354 nucleotides. NCBI's taxonomy places the organism in Eukaryota, Metazoa, Chordata, Actinopteri, Gobiiformes, Gobiidae. The record is from the annotation of a GenBank genome assembly.
AUGGGGGUGAGGAGGUUAGUGUGGGUGAUGGGGGUGAGGAGGUUAGUGCGGGUGAUGGGGGUGAGGAGGUUAGUGUGGGUGAUGGGAGUGAGGAGGUUAGUGCGGGUGAUGGGGGUGAGGAGGUUAGUGUGGGUGAUGGGGGUGAGGAGGUUAGUGCGGGUGAUGGGAGUGAGGAGGUUAGUGCGGGUGAUGGGGGUGAGGAGGUUAGUGUGGGUGAUGGGGGUGAGGAGGUUAGUGCGGGUGAUGGGAGUGAGGAGGUUAGUGUGGGUGAUGGGGGUGAGGAGGUUAGUGCGGGUGAUGGGAGUGAGGAGGUUAGUGCGGGUGAUGGGAGUGAGGAGGUUAGUGUGGGUGUGA